CUAGCUGACUUGUGAUCCAACAAGAUCUUUGAAAUGUAGCAACCCAUUGGUUGAAGCCCACAGUUUCGAAGAUUGACACCUUCCUCGCACACUCAAUUGUUUGAAAUACCGACUCCAGUUUUGCUCAGCGUGAAGAGACGUCUCCCACAGAAGCAUCGAUUUUCGCACUUCUUUUGCCCUUUCGAAAAGGCGACGAGGAAAUACAGCCACCAUUCCGGGAGACUCAAACCCGACCAAGCAAAAUAUUCAAUCUUUGGAUUUUAAUGCCGAGUGUGAGGCUGAUCAGAGGAAAGCAAUCAACUUUACCGAAACAGUUGAUGAUGGGGAAGUAGGGUAUUCUACUAUUGCCGAAGGUGUGAAAAAAAAACGUGGCAGAAGAAGUGAAAAGGAGGGCAAGGCAACGAUGUCAGAGGGCAGUUUGUCCGAGAAGAACAGCGCUCAAGACGAAAACCAUGGUGAAAAUGGUGGGGUUGGAGUCUCUACCUCUGUUCAAGGUGUGAAAAAAAAGCGUGGCAGAAAGAGUAAAGAGGAAAAGGAGGAGAUGGAAAGGAAGUUGUUGGAGGAAAAUUUGUUGGAGAAAAAUGGUGAAAAUAACAGGGUAAUAUAUUCUUCUUUUAAAGAUGUGCAAAAGGAAACGGUAGACAUGGACAGGAAGAAUUCAGAGGGCAAUUUGUUGGAGACGAAGGGUGAUCGAGAUGUUAGCCACGGUGAAAGGGAUGGGGUAGGUGGUUCUCUUCAAGAAGGCGUGACAGAUGGGAGUAAUGGCGACCUUCAUGAGAAGAGACCUAGGAGGAAAAGAAAAGUUGUUAAGGAAGGUGGCGGUAAGUUUGAAGGGCCUGACGGGUUUUCGGGAAGUGGAAGUGACAUUCAGAAAAAACACAAUUUUAGAAACCGUAAAGUCAAAAUAGAAGCUGUGAUGCCGAAAAAGAAAAAGGGGGAUAAGGAGUCUAAGGAAAAUCAAUCCAAUAUGUGCCAUCAAUGCCAGAGAAAUGAUAAAGGCAGGGUUGUGAGAUGCACAGAAUGCAAAACCAAAAGAUUUUGCAUACCCUGUAUUGAAAAUUGGUAUCCUCAUUUGAAAGAGGAUUACAUUGAAGAGGCAUGUCCCGUGUGCCGUGGUAAUUGCAACUGCAAAGCAUGCUUGCGAUCCGAUGCAUUUAUUAAAAAAAUGAAGGCAAAAACAAGUUCCGUUAAAGAUGAGAAGGUUGAGGUCUCCAUGUGUUUGCUGCAAGUACUUCUUCCGUAUUUAAGAUUGUUGGAUGAAGAGCAAAUGUUUGAGAAUGAGAUAGAAGCUAAGAUACAUGGAAUCUCAGUCUCAGAGCUUGAAGUAGUACACGCAGAUUAUUUUAAGGAUGAACGUGUAUAUUGUGACAAUUGCAAAACAUCAAUAUUUGAUUACCACAGAAGCUGUACAGAAUGCUCUUUUGAUCUUUGUCUCAUGUGUUGCCGUGAACUUCGUAGUGGUCAGCUUGUGGGGGGUGCAGAUCCAAUUACGUUGGAGUUUCCGUUCAGAGGUCGUGAUUACUUGCAUGGAAAAAUUGUAGAUAAAACGGUAAACCUAACUGAACCAAAUGAUGCUGCUAAGCCUCUAAUUCGCGACUGGUCUAGAGCUGUAUGGCAUGCAGAAAGUAAUGGUAGCAUUCCUUGUCCAAAAGAAUGUAACCAUGGUUUUCUUGAACUUAAAAGUGUGUUAGGUCAAAAUUUUAUUACUAAUUUAUUGUGUAAAGCAAAUGGACUGGCACAAACAUUGAAGCAUGAGACCCCUGACAAAUUGUGUUUGUGUUCAAGGCCUGAUACUAGCGCAAAUUAUGGUAUGAGGAAGGCUGCAUCCCGUGCAGAUUCUGGUGACAAUUAUUUGUACUGUCCUAACUCUGUACAACUACAGGAUGAGGAUUUAGGGCAUUUUCAGUGGCAUUGGGAAAAGGGCGAGCCUGUCAUUGUUAGCCAUGUGAUUGAUUGUACAUCUGGUUUAAGCUGGGAACCACUUGUCAUGUGGCGUGCAUUCCGUCAGAUGAAUAAUACCAAACAUGAGCAACAUUUAGAUGUAAAGGCAAUUGAUUGCUUAGAUUUCUGCGAGGUAGAAAUUAACAUCCACCAAUUCUUUACUGGGUAUACGAAAGCUUUUGGGGAUUGGCUUCAUUGGCCUCGGAUAUUGAAGUUAAAAGACUGGCCGCCUUCUAAUUUAUUUGAGGAACGCUUGCCUAGACAUUGUGCUGAGUUCAUAUCUUCCUUACCAUUCAAGGAAUAUACUGAUCCUCUUGGUGGUUGUCUUAACAUAGCUGUUAAAUUGCCUAAAGAGUGUCUAAAGCCAGACAUGGGGCCAAAGACAUACAUUGCUUAUGGAUUUCCCCAGGAGCUUGGACGCGGGGACUCAGUGACUAAGCUCCACUGUGACAUGUCCGAUGCAGUAAAUGUGUUGACUCAUAUUGCUGAACUCAAAUUGGAUCCCGAGCAUCUUAGUGCCAUUGACAAGUUGAAACUACAGCACUUUGAGCAAGACAAGAGGGAGCUGCUUAGUGACCGCGAUGGAGAAACUAAUGUUGACGAAGUAAAAUCGGUGCCUGAAAGUGAUUCAUCCUUUGCAGGGGAUGGUUCGGAAGGUGCUCUGUGGGAUAUCUUUCGGAGGCAGGAUGUACCUAAAUUGCAGGAGUACCUGAGGAAGCAUUUUAGAGAGUUUAGGCAUAUCCAUUGCAGUCCUUUAGAGCAGGUUAUUCACCCGAUCCAUGAACAGACAUUCUAUUUGACCGUGGAGCAUAAGAGGAAGCUUAAGGAGGAGUAUGGAAUUGAGCCCUGGACAUUCGUUCAGAAGCUUGGAGAUGCUGUUUUCAUUCCAGCAGGCUGUCCUCACCAAGUCAGAAAUCUGAAGUCAUGUAUUAAGGUUGCAUUGGAUUUUGUUUCUCCUGAAAAUGUUGGGGAGUGCUUUCGAUUAACAGAGGAAUUUCGUACACUUCCCAUAAGCCAUGUGUCUGCUGAGGAUAAAUUGGAGCAGGUGAAAAAGAUGAUAAUAUAUGCUAUGCAAGAUGUGGUAACAAAAUUGGAGACUGCAAGGAUGAAAGUAAAUAUUCCCUUAACAGACAACUAGGAGGAGGAGGUGGAAUAAUAAAUUUUGGGUCAUUGGCUCAUUCGUGACUGUAAGAAUGGUUCCAUAUUUUGUUGUUUCAACCACGCCGGGGAAGGUUGUUUUUGGUUACCAUAAUACGACUUGUAAACCUAGCUUUCACAUCUAGCUUGUAUCUUCUAUAGAUGUUCUGUUUCCUAUUACCAACUCUUAAAUGCCAUUUAAUUGUAUUCUGAAGAAUGCAACCAGAGGUAAUAUAAAUAUUAUGUUAGAUUACUAAAUCUACUGUGUCAUUC
This is a messenger RNA of Vigna umbellata (rice bean), 3351 nucleotides long. Lineage: Eukaryota; Viridiplantae; Streptophyta; Magnoliopsida; Fabales; Fabaceae. The record is from RefSeq and is a predicted model, not a curated record.